Messenger RNA from Ambispora gerdemannii, 171 nucleotides. The record is from the annotation of a GenBank genome assembly. NCBI's taxonomy places the organism in Eukaryota, Fungi, Glomeromycota, Glomeromycetes, Archaeosporales, Ambisporaceae.
AUGUUACAUAAUUCAUCACACGAGAACUCGCCUCGUCCUAUUCUUAAAAAGGACAGUAGAUCAUCCAGUGAAUGUGGCGUUCUAGACAGAAAAAACAGUAGAACAUCCAGGGAGAUAUUUCAUUUGCUAUAUAUCAGUUAUUACGCAAUAUCACGAAUUCUACCAAUAUAA